Sorex fumeus (smoky shrew) is the source of this 1413-nucleotide messenger RNA. Its product is annotated as tripartite motif-containing protein 75-like. Gene Ontology annotation, molecular function: protein binding; zinc ion binding. The transcript has a single exon. Lineage: Eukaryota; Metazoa; Chordata; Mammalia; Eulipotyphla; Soricidae. The record is from RefSeq and is a predicted model, not a curated record. The coding region runs from base 1 to 1413 and encodes 470 amino acids.
AUGGAGGAGGUGUCCGCUGUCCUGGUCAAAAUUCAGCCAGAGUUCAUCUGUCCUGUCUGCCUGGACUACCUCAAUGACCCCGUCACCAUCGACUGCAACCACAACUUCUGUGACUCCUGCAUCCGCAUGUCAUGGAAGGACCUGCAGGACACAUUCCCUUGUCCCGUGUGCCGGCGGACCCACCAGGAGAUGCGUAUCACUGGCAACGCCCAGCUGGGCAGGCUUGUGGACCUGGUCAAGCUCCUGCACAGCUCUGGGAGCAGCGAUAUGGCGCGGGCAGAGGAGAGAAGAUGUGAGGAGCACAGGCAGGGAGUGAGCCUCUUCUGCGAGGACGACCGGGAGCCGGUGUGCCCCCUGUGCGCCCAGGGCCCUGUCCACCAGGGCCACCACGUCAGGCCCCUGGAGGAGGUUGCACAUCAGUACAGACAGAGGCUCAGUGGCUACAUCGAGUCCCUGAAGACACAGCUGGCAAAGGUGGAGAAGCUCUUAGUCAUCCAAGAGAGAAAGCUCCUGCAGCUGAGAGAGGAGGUGAGAAUGCAUAACAGUCAGUUGGCCUCGGAAUUUGAGCAGCUCACCAAGUUUGUGGAGCGUGAUCAAGAGGCAGCGCUCUGCAGGCUGGCCAAAGAGGACAAACACCUGCAGCAGCAGUUCAGGGCCAACGUCGCUCUUUACUCAGACCAUAUUUCAAUGUUGAAAGACCUCAGAAAGGAGGUGGCCGAGCGGAGCGUGAUGUCCGAUGAGAUGGUGCUGAGGAGGGUGAAGGUCCUGAAGCAGCGCUGGGAGGGCCUGGAGCCACCGGUCAUGCAGCCCCUGCGCUUCAGGCCUGUGGCCUACAGCCUCCCUCUUCUGUGCUCAGUGCUCAGCAGCAUCAUCCGGAGAUUCCGAGAGCGCAUCAGCCUGGACCCCCACACGGCACACCCCAGCCUGCGCGUGUCCCAGGACCUCCAGUCGUUGACCUGCGUGAGGAAGAGGUCCAAAGGGGAUGGGGACCCCAAAUCCUGUGAUGGGACCGCCCAGCUGGUGGUCCUGGGCUGGGAGGGCUUCGCCUCUGGCGGCAACUACUGGGAGGUGCAGGUGGGCGCCAAGCCCGAGUGGGCCAUGGGCGUGUGCAGCGUCCCCGCUUCAGCCCAGGCCCCGCGGCCCUUUCCAGCUCCCAAGAGAUGCUGGACGCUGCAGCUGCUGGACGGCAACUACUUGGCUGUGGGCGUGGGGGCCGUGCCUCUGGCUCUCAGGGACCAGCCAGGGGCCAUCAGCGUUUACCUGGACUGGGAGCUGGGCCAGCUUUCCUUCUACAAUGCAGCCAACAGAUGUCACCUGCACUCAUUCACAGAGCCCUUUGCUCAAGAGCUCAAGCCCUACUUCAGCGUGGGGAACGAUUGCGCCCCUCUCUCCGUGGGCGUGGGGAGAGUUUAA